AGUACAGUAUACAUGUAAUCAUUCUAGAAAUCUGUAAUUGCCAGCCAUUGAUCACGUGACAAAUAAUUACUCUCACCGCUUUCAAUCUCCAUCAGUGUUUACACAAAACCUAUUUCAUACAAAUGUCCACAAUCGUGGAAUAAAGCUAUCUUUCUUUCGCUUUCCGUUGACUUACUCAGAGAAUAUCACACACGAGGCUGCCAUGGACUACAGUCAAGAGUUAUCCAAUUUCAAGUAUAAGAUAAAGAGAUUGCUCAUUGAGUUUCAUCAUCACAAGAACAAGACCUCACACAACAAGAGUGUCGUCCAUGACCGUGACAGAACCAAACCGUUGAUGACUUUGAGAACACUGAACAACGGCAACGACUCCUUGAAGUCAAUAGCCAUAGAUGAGACAUUUGAUGGGUUUUCAUGCAUUGGAGAGGCUGCUGUGAUGCGACCAAGUGGUGACUGCGAUGCAACGUUUUCUAUUACGCGAGGCGUUGUUGACACCAUGAAGUACAUCAUAGGAGACCUUAGAAGACAGAGCUCUGAGGUGUCGCUACAGAAGAAAAGGGAUGAAUGCCAAUGCCCUUGUCACUCCAAUCCACAUCAGAUCAUAUACAACCAGCAUUUGGAAUCUUGUCUUCAGGUUUGCUCCCUCAUACCAUCAAACAAUAACGAGAACAUUGGAACCUUGGAAGAGCAGUUACUGAAGAGUGGUGUCCACUAUAUUGGUGAAUCACAACAGCCAAAGCAACCUUCCAAGUUUCACCGCUUUAUGAACUGGCUUCAUCGUGGACAUCAAGCAAGCUCGAAUUCUCACAUUGACUGUUCUGGGAAGAUGACCUCUUCAAGCUUUGAUCCAGAAGGUAGAAUUGAGAUCAUCACAGAGUCACACCUCCCUGAUGUGGAAACAUCAUCUCCAAAGGAAAGGAUAAAGAGCCCGGCACAGGAGAACAGAGCUUCAUCAUAUGCUAGAAAACGUCAAAACCCCGUGCAGUCACUAAUUGGUCUAGCCAGAGAUCAUACAAACGACGUGAGAUGUUCGUGUUCCCUGUGUGAUAAGAAACAGCACAAGGUUGGCACACAGCCCUGGAAGGUUGUGAUGAAUGAUAUCUCUUUGUAUGCAGCUUUGUUAUCCACUGGAUCAAAGCCAGAUACUCCGACUGCCUCAUUCCAACCACUAGUUCUGGAUUUCACACAGUCAAAACAUCAUUAUGACCGUGAGUACGACUGCCAGCAAAUAGUAAUGAAUGAUGAAAACGUUAUCCUUGAUACAGACCUCCUUGACCUCAAUGAGCAGCCCACAACAACAUUGUUACCAACUCGCUCAAAAUCCUUGAAUGCUUCAGUGAAAGUCACGACAAAAACCAAUAGCACAGUGCUACGUUCCAAUCAACACAGUAACAGAGCUUCAACUUGUACACCUCAAUACACCUUAGACCAAACCUAUGGAUAUCCAGAUGUCUUGUUGGACUACAACUAUUCAGAUGACGAUAAUGACAUAACGUAUCCUCUUUUACCAAAGUCUCAGUUACCAAAGCCCGCAAACAACUCGGGAUCUCUUGAGGUUCUUCCCUUGAGCAUCAUUCACAAAUGAAGAAUAAGCUUGCUUCUUUAUUCCUUUU
This is a messenger RNA of Williopsis jadinii, 1610 nucleotides long. RefSeq lists its product as uncharacterized. The record is from RefSeq and is a predicted model, not a curated record. The transcript has a single exon. Lineage: Eukaryota; Fungi; Ascomycota; Saccharomycetes; Phaffomycetales; Wickerhamomycetaceae. The coding region runs from base 203 to 1582 and encodes 459 amino acids.